Messenger RNA from Anarrhichthys ocellatus (wolf-eel), 342 nucleotides. RefSeq names its product growth factor receptor-bound protein 2-like. The transcript has 4 exons. Gene Ontology annotation, molecular function: protein binding. The record is from RefSeq and is a predicted model, not a curated record. Lineage: Eukaryota; Metazoa; Chordata; Actinopteri; Perciformes; Anarhichadidae. The annotation marks the transcript as partial.
CAGGAUUCCUGUUCUGCAGGGAGAACCGACACAUACGUGCUCCUUCACCAUGGAGGCUACGGCCAAGUACGACUAUAAAGCUACAGCCGGCGAUGAGCUCAGCUUCAGAAAGGGAGAGCUCUUGGUGAUUCUGCAGGCCACUGGAAACUGGUACAAAGCAGAACUCAAUGGGCGUGACGGGUUCGUACCCAAAAACUUCAUCAACAUUCAUCUGCCCAGCUGGUACCGGGAGGACUUCAGCCGCAGAGAGGCCCAGGAGACGCUGCUGACACAGCCUGAGGGGGCCUUCCUCGUGCGGGGGAGUGGAAACACAGCUACGGGGGACUUCUCCAUCUCAGUCAG